Cervus elaphus (red deer) is the source of this 4215-nucleotide messenger RNA. It is a transcript of the gene GLYCTK, whose product is annotated as glycerate kinase. Gene Ontology annotation, cellular component: cytoplasm. NCBI's taxonomy places the organism in Eukaryota, Metazoa, Chordata, Mammalia, Artiodactyla, Cervidae. Bases 879 to 2450 code for a protein of 523 amino acids. The record is from RefSeq and is a predicted model, not a curated record. Gene Ontology annotation, biological process: protein phosphorylation. Gene Ontology annotation, molecular function: glycerate kinase activity. The transcript is spliced from 5 exons.
UAAAGCAACGCCUUGUUAGAGAUGAGCUCUUUAGCACUUUAUUGUCCCUAAACUACUCCGCAACCUCUUGGCCUUCACCUCAAGUCUUCUUUGGCCUUUACUGUGCCCAGUGGGGAAAAUGAUUAUUUGGACUCAGUGGUAGAAGCCUGUCCUUUGCCUGCCCCAGCCACGCGGCUCUCACCCCUGUGGGUGGUGUGAUCCAAGAUUUGUUAUGUCAGAGCAAAAGGCAUGUUCUUGGCAGGGGUGGGUCUGGCCAUGUAGGUGGGAGGGCAUCCUUUUUGUCCUGCAGGUUGGGCCCCGUUGUACCUGGGGUCAUGUGGUGUCUAAGGGCUUUUUUAAGCUUCUGCUGUGAAUCAGAGUUGAACCUGAAGCUGUUGCUGGGCUGGCCUGGAGUGUGGGAUUCUUCAGGCUUUGUGCCCCAAGGAUGUGCCUGGACCUGCUUGUCAGUGUCCCGGCAAACCUACAGCCUCCCUGCACAGACUUAGUCUUUCCAGGCUCCCCAGCCCAGGCCUGUGAGAUAAUGAAACAGAGCAGCCUGGAGGUCACUAGGCUCCAGGUCAGUUGGUGGCAUAGCCAGCAGCUUUGUCGCAACUGAAGUAAAGAGGUAAAGAGGCAAGGAAGGAGUGCCAGAAAGGGGUGUUACCCUGGGCAAGGCUCAGAAGUGCAGGAGGUGGAAAGGGGCCGGAUGGAAGCCCACGGAUAGUAAUUUCUUCCUCUGUGAAUGAUUAACUCUCAGCUGAAGGAGGUGGUCUAGGAGGAGGGCUCUGCUAACAGGACUUCUGGACUCUGGGCAAGGUGUCCAGAGAGCUGGCGUGUGGCCUACAGAAGAGGAGGACGUAGCAGCCAUGGAUGCCAAGUGGUGCUGAGCGCGGUGGGACAUGGCUGCAGCCCUGCAGGUCCUGCGUCACUUGGCCAGAGCCCCCUUGGGCCCACUCGUCUGGGGGGGCCCAUUGGCCCGCCUGGCCAGCAGCAUGGCUCUGGCAGAGCAGGCCCGGCAGCUGUUUGAGAGCACUGUGGGUGCAGUGCUGCCCGGCCCCAUGCUGCAGCGGGUCCUGUCCUUGGACCCUGACAGCGGAGAGCUGAAGGUGCGGGACCGGAGCUUUCAGCUGCGACAGAACGUCUACCUGGUGGGCUUUGGCAAGGCUGUGCUGGGCAUGGCAGCUGCAGCUGAGGAGCUCCUGGGCCAGCAUCUUGUGCAGGGCGUGAUCAGCGUUCCCAAGGGGAUCCGUGCAACCAUGGAGCAUGCUGGCAAGCAGGAGAUGCUGCUGAAGCCACACAGCCGCAUCCAGGUAUUUGAGGGUGCGGAGGACAACCUGCCGGACCGGGACGCUCUGCGGGCUGCUCUGGCCAUCAGGCAGCUGGCCGAAGGCCUCACCGCUGAUGACCUGCUGCUCGUGCUCAUCUCAGGGGGUGGCUCAGCCCUCCUGCCCGCCCCCAUCCCACCUGUCACUCUGGAGGAGAAGCAGACACUAACCAAGCUGCUGGCGGCCCGGGGAGCCACAAUCCAGGAGCUGAACACCAUCCGGAAGGCCCUGUCCCAGCUCAAGGGCGGGGGGCUGGCUCAGGCCGCCUACCCUGCUCAGGUGGUGAGCCUCAUUCUGUCAGACGUGGUGGGGGACCCCGUGGAGGUGAUUGCCAGCGGCCCCACUGUGGCCAGCAUCCACAGCGUGCAAGACUGUCUGCACAUCCUCAAUCACUAUGGCCUUCGCGCUGCCCUGCCACGUUCUGUGAAGACUGUGCUGGCCCGAGCCGACUCUGACCCCCACGGGCCACACACCUGUGGUCACGUCCUCAAUGUGAUCCUUGGCUCCAAUGCACUGGCACUGGCGGAGGCUCAGAAGCAGGCCGAGGCGCUGGGAUACAGGGCUGUGGUGCUGAGCACAGCCAUACAGGGUGAUGUGAAAAGUGUGGCCCAGUUCUACGGGCUGCUGGCCCGAGUCGCUGGAGCCCGCCUUGCCCUGCCUGGCGCUGGAGCGUCUGUGGAGGAGGAUGACCGACUCUGUGAACUUGCAGCUGACCUCCAGCUCCCAGAUCUGCAGCUGAAGGAGGCUCUGGAGGCUGUGGUGGGCGCUCAGGGACCAGUCUGCCUGCUGGCUGGUGGCGAGCCCACGGUGCAGUUGCAGGGCUCAGGCAAGGGUGGCCGCAACCAGGAGCUGGCCCUGCGUGUUGGAGCAGAGCUGGGACAGUGGCCACUGGGGACUGUGGACGUGCUGUUUUUGAGCGGCGGCACUGAUGGGCAGGAUGGGCCCACGGAGGCAGCCGGGGCCUGGGUCAGGCCUGAGCUUUCCAGCCAGGCCGCCGCCGAGGGUCUGGACGUGGCCACCUUCCUAGCCCACAAUGACUCACAUACCUUCUUCUGCCGCUUCCAGGGUGGGGCACACCUGCUGCACACGGGGCUGACCGGCACCAAUGUCAUGGACGCCCACUUCCUGUUCCUGCAGCCACAGUGAUGAUGUAGGUCAUGUUUUUGGGAACCUAGAAGAGGCCUGCAGGGCGGCGUCCUGGAACAGACCAGGUUUGGUCCCCAGGGCCUGACUAAGCUUUAGGGCCCCGUCUCCCUUGGCCGUGGCCAUUUGGUUGGCCCUUACACCUCCCAACCAGGGCACCCUCUGUGUCCAGUUUCACACUGGCCAGGCAGAUGGGGGCUCUCUUCCACCCCUACUUUCAGCCAUGGCAGCAGGUACCCCAGAGGAGCAGGACAGGCCCCUGGGCCAGUUCGCUGUUCCUAGUCUUCUCCCCCAGGCAGCCCCUCUGCUCAGCUCCCAAGCCUGUUUCUUCUGUGGGGUGAAGCAAGAAGGACUGAAAAUAAAAAGGACCACGCUCUGGGUUCUCAGUGCGUCCUCUCUCAGAGCACAGACUGGCAGGGGGCUGCCGGGAGCGGAGUGGUGGCCGCCAGCGGCCUCUGCACCGGGGCCCUGCAGGAGUUCGCUGUCCCGUCUCUGCAGGGCACUCGAUUCACCUAAACAGGCGCCUGGGAGGGUUGGGCCUGGCGUGCUUGAUGUGGGUGAGCAGAGACCCCAGGGAGGACAGGCCUCAGGACGUUAGUCUAGCUGUCACUCCCCGCUGUGGCAUCCCUGCUGAGGUGUCUCACUGGGCACGUGCUUGCUGCCUGCCCCACCAAGGACUUCCCUCCCUUCUGUCUUUGGACAGUCCUUAGCCAGACUGUACCUUUGGUUGAGCUGCCUCCUUUUUCCAGGGGCUAUUCCCAGCCACACAGGACACUGGCUCUUGUUUCCUUGUGCCAGGCCCUUUUUCCCAGCCGAACUGCCCCCCGCCCCCAACCAGAUCCUUCAGCCAUUCCUCUGGGGACACCGUCCGGGUCCUGGUGCCAGCCUGCGGUUGGGUGGGGGGGCGGUCUUCAGUGCUGGGAUCCAGCAGCCCCUCCCCCUGUUCCAGCUGGCCGGGGAGAGGAGCCCAGGGGAGGGGCUCUCUUGGCCAGACUAACAGCCUGCGCUGGGAGACAGGGGCCGCUGUCCCGGUCUCCUUGGACCUCUUCGCUGAGUGUCCGAGCCCGCCGCUGGCUGCCCCCGCCGUGCGCCACGGCUCCAAUCCCUAUAUGAGUGAGCAGUAGAAUCACAUAGGAAUAAAAAGCCAUAGAGAACAGCGAGGCCUGGGGCUGCUCCUGCUGGCCCCCACCCCACCCCAGCCACGCCCUCCCCUCUGAGGCUGUGAGGGACUCGGGGCCAGGGCUGGCCUGCCCUGCCCCUGGGAAGAGCCUCCUUCCGUCCUUGGACUCCAGACCGCAGCGUGCAGAUGGUUCCUGGUGGGCUGGGGACGGGCAGGGAGGUGAGCUGGGUUCUGGGGACCAGGGGGAUUUAGGGGAGAGGGGAAUUGGCACCCCUCUGUGAUGCUGGGGCUCCAUUUCCUUCUGUCCUGGCAGGAGGGUCCUUCUGGCUGGGGCGGGGCGGGGGUGGGGUCAUAGUCUUGGGGGGUACUGUCCUCACACGGCCGAGCCUGUGCCCAGGGGCUCCUCCGGCACCCUCUAGACAUGCCCUGGCCCCACUUCAGUCCUCCCUGUGAGGCACGAGUGUUAGCACUGGGCACCAAGUUCCCUGCAAGGGCAGGACGAAGGCUGGGGCUGUGGCCGAGGACCCGUCCGCCGUGUCCCCCAGCGUGUGCAGGCGUGCGUGUGUGUGUGUGUGGUAGCAUGCAAGCGUGCCGGUGUUGGUGCUGGUAUCCCAGGAGGAGGAGCACAUCUGUGUGUAUGCACGGACA